UUCUGCAGCUCGUAUUCAUUUCCCACUAGUCCUGGUUAUGGCAGCUCAGGUCCGCGCUAUAGUGUCCGGUCACUGGCUCGCAAAUGCGGUCAAAUGUAACCUCGUCGGACCCAAACUUCGCAUCCUCGAUACUUCGUGGUACUUACCUGCCUGGGAGCGGAACCCGAAAGCAGAAUUUGCUCAGCAGCACAUUCCGGGCUCGCAGUAUUUUGACUUAGACGAAUGUUCGGACAAGAGCUCGGUGUUUCAUCACAUGGUGCCAACCUGCAGCCACUUCGCUCAGUAUGUGGGAGAUCUGGGCAUCGGGAACGACACGCACGUUGUCGUUUACGACACCAGCGACUUUGGUUCGUACAUUGCGCCGCGCGUGUGGUGGAUGUUCCGGCUGUUCGGACACAACAUAGUGUCGGUGCUGGACGGUGGCAUGAAGAACUGGCUCACUGACGGUCACCCGCUGACCUCCGAGUGUGCCACACCGGAGCGCAGAGAGUUCAAAGCCACUUUGAAUCAGUCGUGGGUGAAGAACUAUGAAGAGGUGCUGGAGAACAUCAGGACCAAGCAGGCCCAGGUUGUGGACACCAGGUUUGCGGGCAUGUUCCGUGGGAUUGAGCCGGAGCAUCGAGAGGACAUCCUGCCAGGCCAUUUCCCAGGUGCAAUCAACAUGCCCUUCACUUCUUUUAUUGAUGACUCUGGAAAGGAGCUGGGAACUCCAGAUCUGGCCAAGCAGUUCAGAGAAGUAGGAGUGGACCUGGAGCGUCCACUGUGGGCAACCUGCAGCACUGGCGUGACAGCAUGUCAUGUGGCUCUGGCUGCUCAUUUGCUUGGCUACCCUGGUGUGUGCAUUUAUGACGGCUCCUGGUCUGAAUGGUUCAAGAGGGCAUGCCCAGAAUAUGUCAUCUCGGAAGGAGAGGAAAAGAAGAGAUAAACAAACAAGAGUAGAGGCAGUGAACAAGUACAAACACUGCUGAAUUAGCCAUACAUCUAUAUGCACAAUGAGUUUGUCAUAUAAAUCACUUACUAACGUGGGUUUUGGUAAAUGUCAGAAAUGUUUUAUGCUACGUUGUUCACCACAAAAUGUACAACAUCUGUUAAAACAGGUUAAGGUGCACUAUGUAAUAUCAGUUGAAUACUGAAGUCUGUUUAAUUUUAUGAUAAAUGGGUGCUUGAUUUC
Messenger RNA from Solea senegalensis (Senegalese sole), 1171 nucleotides. RefSeq names its product thiosulfate sulfurtransferase-like. The record is from RefSeq and is a predicted model, not a curated record. Gene Ontology annotation, cellular component: mitochondrion. Gene Ontology annotation, biological process: transsulfuration. NCBI's taxonomy places the organism in Eukaryota, Metazoa, Chordata, Actinopteri, Pleuronectiformes, Soleidae. Gene Ontology annotation, molecular function: thiosulfate-cyanide sulfurtransferase activity. The coding region runs from base 38 to 925 and encodes 295 amino acids. The transcript is spliced from 2 exons.